CUCGGCAGCGGGGCACUGACAGCUGCCCCGAGCGGGCACCCGGCGCGGCGCUCCCAUCCCCGGCCGGCGGCUCGCUCCCCGCCGCGGCCCCGCCGCCCCAUGGACCGCCGCCGCCGGGGGGCGGGCGGGAGCGUGCCGCGGCAGUGAGCCCGGCCGGCGGAGUGCGGGGGACGGCCGAGCCCCCGCGCCGCGGGCACCAUGGACAGUAUCCUGGAGCCCUUCCCCGCCGAGCGGCUCUUCCCCGCCGCCGGCACCGGCUUCCUCGACCUCGGCGACUUUAGCGACGCGGACUUCCUCAGCAAUGUGCAUUUCUCAGAGAACCUGGAUCACUUCUCUGACAACAUGGAGGAUUUCUCCAAUGACCUCUUCAGCAGUUUCUUCGAUGACCCAGUACUGGCUGAGAAGAACCCACUGCUGGACAUGGACCUGGAUCCACCCACUCCAGGCAUCCAGGCAGAGCACAGCUACUCCCUCAGUGGAGACUCUGCUCCCCAGAGCCCGCUCGUGCCUGUCAAGACUGAAGAUAAUGCUAACGAGCUGGAGAAUGGAGUGUGGUCACUGGGGCCCAAGCUCUGCUCCAUCAUGGUGAAACAGGAACAGAACCUGGCUCUAGACCUGCCUGAGUCCCAGCUACCUGCCAGCUCCAUACCAGUGCUGAACCUCAACCCUCUGCAGAGACUGCCGGUCCCCGAGGAGACUCCCGUAGAAAUUACUCCAACACCUGUGAUCAAAGCUGAACCCAAAGAGGUGAACCAGUUUCUAAAUGUACCUACAGUAGAUGACCUGGUGCAAAUGCCUCCAACUCCACCCAGCAGCCAUGGCAGUGACAGUGAUGGAUCUCAGAGCCCCCGAUCCCUGCCUCCAUCCAGCCCAGCGCGACCUGCUGCUCGCUCUUCUACUGCCAUCUCCUCCUCACCUCUCCUGACAGCACCACAUAAGUUACAAGGGACCUCUGGCCCGCUGCUCUUGACUGAAGAGGAGAAACGCACCUUGAUUGCUGAGGGCUACCCCAUUCCUACCAAGCUGCCCCUCACGAAAGCAGAGGAGAAAGCACUGAAGAGGGUCAGGAGGAAAAUCAAGAACAAGAUCUCUGCUCAGGAAAGCCGCAGGAAGAAGAAAGAAUAUGUGGAGUGUCUUGAGAAAAAGGUUGAGACAUACACAACAGAAAACAAUGAACUCUGGAAAAAAGUGGAGACCUUAGAAAACGCAAACAGGACUCUGCUCCAGCAGUUACAGAAGCUGCAGGCUCUGGUAGCUGGGAAAGUCUCCAGACCUUACAAAAUGGCUUCCACGCAGACUGGGACCUGCCUAAUGGUGCUGGCACUCUGCUUCGUUCUGAUCCUGGGAUCCCUAAUGCCCUGUCUCCCUGAGUUCUCUUCAGCAUCACAGACAGUGAAAGCAACACCAGCACCAGACAUUUACACAACUAGUAAAAUUCAGUCACGGAGCCUCCUUUUCUAUGAUGAGGGUGCUGGCUCCUUAGAAGAGAGCUAUAGCUCCUUCCUAACCGUGGACCAUCCUGAGGGGUGGGAUGCCGAAAAAGGGCAGCCUGAGGAGGGAACACCUCAUCUGGCCAGGACUCAUGAGACAGCCAAGUAUCUGAGCAAAUCCCAGCUGGAGGGUCCCGACCAGAACCGAACUGACCCAACUCUUGCCCACCUCAAAGAGCAAUUCCAUGAGAGGGAGGCAAGCUCCAGUGAGACAGCAGAAUACUUGUAGCAGCUGCUGGACCUCAAGGCCUCGUCUGUCUGAUUACAGGAUUCCCUCCUCACCAAGCAACUGAGGGGACUUGGCAGGAGAGGACACUGCAUUCAGACACUCCUAAACUGGCCUUGGGUUCAGCUUCUCCCCUUCCCUGUGCCCCUCUGUUAGUACUGGUCUCUCGGGGGGGAGUCGCAGGACUGCCAGAACCAGCAAUAAAUGUCUGGUGAAGCCCUGAGACGCCCUCUUCUCCUGGCCUUACCUCCUGCUUAAAUGAGCACUACCCUAUGGGUGUGGGCUCACCUUGGAGUGGAGGGAGAUCAGGGAAAGCCCCCAAACUAUUCAGCUCACUCCUCAAAGCCUCCAGACCAAGGGGGUUGUCCCCAGACAUGUACCUCUUGACUACAUCAGAUGCACCUGAAGGAGAGAGAGUGAGUGCUGGAUUUACUGUCCUGCCUGGGGGGCUUAGGAGUGGGUGAUUCUGGUGCUAAAGAGAUGGCUCUGGAGAGUUUGAGCUCAUUCCUUCCCCUCCAUCUGUUAGUAUACUUCUGCUUCCAUUGAGAGAAAACCUAGUUCUUCCUUGCUCUAGUUUUCUCUUGAUGGACAUGCCUACAUAACUUCCACACCAACUAUCUGCAAAGAUCUGCACACAAACGGAGUGGGGGAGACAGAUCCCAGACAGAUAAACCACCGUAAAAAUUAGCCAGCAGUUUCUGGGCAACCAGAGCUCUGAAAUAGAGAACAAUUUUCCCCCACAACUCACUUUCCUCCACUCUCAGCACCCUUGCUUUGGCAGGGUUGAUCUUUCCCUUUCUGUUCCCAGCUUGGGCCCUACAGUGCAGUGCUAACCAGGCCAGUGGCCUUCUCACUUUCCAUUCCCCUUUGAGACUGGGCAAGAAAAACCCACUCCUAUAACCUGCUCUCCAUCCCUAAUUCUGCUUCAUGCCAAGUGGUAUCUUUCUAGGAACCAUCAAGGAGAACUCUGCAGCCCACCAGAGGGCUGUCAGAUAGCCACCAUUCCCCUCACAUCCUCCUUGUCCACAGUAGUGUUGUGAAAGCCACGGAGGACAUACUGGCCUCUCUGGUGACAUGUACGUCUGUCAGGAAAUAAGCUGCAUGUUGGAAUAGGCCAGGGUCACCAGAGUCUGUUUUAGGCCUCUUCCUUUUAAAUGCUGGCAUCAAAGGUAGCAAACUCCUGCCACACCACCCUGCAGGCCAGACUUGCCAAGUUUGGUGCUAAAAUGACCUCAUCUCAAGCCUGUGCCAUCCUCUUUAGCACUGAGACACCCAUUUCUGACCCUUCUUCCUCCCCAGCAAAAGCCCUGCUGAAAGGCUCAGGUGUUUCCUUGCUCUGUUCCCUCAGCUGCCAUUUGGUGGAAGAACAGUGUGGGACACGCAUGCCGGAGACCUGGAAUGUGGCAGGUUGCCCCGUAUUUGUAUGUGGGAGCUGCCAUGCACUCUGCCAGGUCUCAUAGCAGGCUCCUCUUUGGCUUGUUUCUCUUCAAGCACCCUGGACUCACAGUGCACUGCCCCAGCCUCUCCUCUCCUCCAGGCUGGGAGCGGAGAGGUCUCCCUGGAGAGGAAGGAUGGGAUGGCUCUUGCUCAAGGACUGGGAGAAGUGAGGGAAGGGCCCUCACAUCCCUCUUUUCUGCCUUUUGAAAACUGGUUUUGCCCCCUGAAGCCAUUUAGGACAAAUUCAGACACAGCCAGCUGCAACCACACGUGUGGCCAGCAGGUUGAGGAAGAAGGCGGCCUUCAGCAUAGCUCUGCUCUUCUCAAGGUUCACCCAGAACCUGCCUGGUCAUCAGAUACCACUGCAUUCCCCAUCGUCCGCCUCCACCCCAGCACAAAGAACCACUGCCGGGUCCAAGCACACCCUCCUCCACCCCAGCACUUCCACUGAGCAUGUCCCCAUGCCUCCCACUCCCACCGUUGUACAGAGACCAAGAGCAGAACUCGUUUGUACAUAAUGAACCUUAUUUUGUAUUAUUGCCGAUCCCUUAAGAUAUUGUAUUUUGGAGUCUCUCAGAUCGUAUUUUCAGUAUUGUAUUUUAUUAAGAAUUAGUGCGGGCUUGGCAUCUAUGAACUUCUUUCUUGUUAGCAGCUCACUUUCCUCUUAUACUCCAGCAGCUGCCUCUUCCCUCCUGUUUUUUGUUUUGUUUUGUUUACAAGCCACCUUUUCCCCUCCUCCUAUCACUUGCUCUGCAUUUGCUUAGUGAAGCAAAAUAAAAAAUAAAAUAAAAAGAUGCAGCAUCA
Columba livia (rock pigeon) is the source of this 3957-nucleotide messenger RNA. It is a transcript of the gene CREB3L1, whose product is annotated as cAMP responsive element binding protein 3 like 1. The record is from RefSeq and is a predicted model, not a curated record. The transcript has 12 exons. Gene Ontology annotation, biological process: regulation of transcription by RNA polymerase II. NCBI's taxonomy places the organism in Eukaryota, Metazoa, Chordata, Aves, Columbiformes, Columbidae. Gene Ontology annotation, molecular function: DNA-binding transcription factor activity, RNA polymerase II-specific; cAMP response element binding. The coding region runs from base 199 to 1719 and encodes 506 amino acids.